CAGGUCUCGGGCCCUCAGGCGGAGCGGCGGGCGCCGGGACCCCAGGAGGAGCGACAGGUCUCGGGCCCUCAGGCGGAGCGGCGGGCGCCGGACCCCCAGGCGGAGCGACAGGUCUCGGGCCCUCAGGCGGAGCGGCGGGCGCCGGACCCCCAGGUGGAGCGACAGGUCUCGGGCCCUCAGGCGGAGCGGCGGGCGCCGGACCCCCAGGAGGAGCGACAGGUCUCGGGCCCUCAGCGGAGCGGAGUGGCAGGCGGGGCGGCGGGCGCCGGAUCCCCAGGCGGAGCGGCGGGCGCUGGACCCCCAAGCGGAGCAACAGGUCUUGGGCCCCCAGGCGGAGCGGCGGGCACCGAGUCACCAGGCACGACAGUGGGCUCCGAGUCAACUGGUAUGACCGCAGGCACUGGGUCAGACAUUGUAUGGUCUGGCUGGACAGCGGGCAUCGGGUCACCAGGCAUCAGGUCAUUUGGCUCG
Staurois parvus is the source of this 471-nucleotide messenger RNA. The record is from the annotation of a GenBank genome assembly. NCBI's taxonomy places the organism in Eukaryota, Metazoa, Chordata, Amphibia, Anura, Ranidae.